Schizosaccharomyces japonicus yFS275 is the source of this 1975-nucleotide messenger RNA. Its product is annotated as pseudouridylate synthase. Lineage: Eukaryota; Fungi; Ascomycota; Schizosaccharomycetes; Schizosaccharomycetales; Schizosaccharomycetaceae. Gene Ontology annotation, molecular function: RNA binding; pseudouridine synthase activity. The transcript has a single exon. Gene Ontology annotation, biological process: pseudouridine synthesis; snRNA pseudouridine synthesis; rRNA modification. Bases 117 to 1553 code for a protein of 478 amino acids. The record is from RefSeq and is a predicted model, not a curated record. Gene Ontology annotation, cellular component: box H/ACA snoRNP complex.
UUGCGAGUCACGAUGUUUGGCCGGCAGACACCACCAAAUGCGGUUGUCCUUUACCAACACCAAAAAACCCCAAUUUUUGUUGGAAGGCAAUAAAAAAAAAAGGAAGCACGGUCGAGAUGUCUGAUCCCAACAGUUCUACGGAGUUUAUGAUUAAACCUGAGGCUAUCGGCCCUUCCCAGGUCGACACUUCUGAGUGGCCUCUGCUGUUGAAGAACUACGACAAGCUCCUUGUUCGUACGGGCCAUUACACGCCUAUUCCCAGUGGCUGUAACCCUUUGAAGCGUGAUAUCCAAAGCUACGUCUCUUCUGGUGUCAUUAACUUGGACAAGCCCGCAAAUCCUUCCUCUCACGAGGUCGUCGCCUGGGUGAAGAAGAUUCUUCGUGUUGAAAAGACCGGUCACAGUGGUACACUUGAUCCUAAGGUUACUGGCUGCUUAAUUAUCUGUAACGACCGUGCUACGCGUUUGGUGAAGUCUCAACAAAGCGCUGGUAAGGAGUACGUUUGCGUUUUGCGCCUUCACGAUGCUAUUGACAACGAACGGAAGAUGGCUUCGGCCAUUGAGACGUUGACUGGUGCUCUGUUCCAACGUCCUCCUCUUAUUUCCGCUGUCAAACGUCAAUUGCGUAUCCGUAACGUCUACAAGUCUGAUCUCAUUGAGUUUGACAAGGAACGCAACUUGGCCGUUUUCUGGGCCAGCUGUGAGGCCGGUACUUACAUGCGUACUCUUUGUGUUCACCUUGGUCUUCUUUUGGGUGUCGGUGGUCACAUGCAAGAGCUUCGUCGUGUGCGUUCUGGUUGUUUGUCGGAGAACGACGACAUUGUCACCAUGCACGAUGUGUUGGAUGCCCAAUGGUUGUACGACAAUACCCGUGACGAAACUUACCUUCGUCGUAUUAUCCGUCCUUUGGAGUGCUUGCUUACCAACUACAAGCGUAUUGUCGUUAAGGACAGCGCUGUCAACGCUGUCUGCUAUGGUGCCAAGCUUAUGAUUCCCGGUCUUCUUCGUUAUGAAGCCGGCAUUGAGGUGAACGAGGAGGUUGUUUUGAUGACAACCAAGGGUGAGGCAAUUGCUGUCGGUAUCGCACAAAUGUCUACCGUCGAGCUUUCCACCUGUGACCACGGUGUCGUCGCCAAGGUUAAGCGUUGCAUUAUGGAGCGUGAUACCUACCCCAGACGUUGGGGUCUUGGCCCUCAAAGUCUGAAGAAGAAAGCCAUGAAGAAGGAGGGCAAGUUGGACAAGUAUGGCCGCCCUAACGAGAACACUCCUUCCGACUGGAAGAAGAACUACGUCGAUUACUCCACUGCUGAGGCUACGCCUGCUGCUGCUCCUGCCGCUGCUGAGGCCAAGCAAGAAGAAAAGAUGGACGUUGAGCCUGCUUCUCCUGCAUCUUCUGAAAACAAGAAACGCAAGUCCGAGCCCGAGGACGAAGAAGCUGCUAAGAAGGAAGAGAAGCGGCGGAAGAAGGAGGAAAAGAAGGAGAAGAAAGAAAAGAAGAAGGAGAAAAAGGAAAAGAAGGAGAAGAAGGAAAAGAAGGAAAAGCACAGCGAGUAAAAAGCAAUAGCUGUUUCCGUUGAUGCUCGUGAUGGGUAAUACUCAUUAUGAUACUCCCGUUUUCUUUUUGCUAUAUACCUGUUCCUUCUUUCUGACACUGGCAUUAUGAUACUUGCAGCAAUGGCUGAGCCUAUGUGAGUCAUUAUCUGUCAAUGCUAGUUUUCUUUUCCAGUACUCCGUAUCCUCCAGCAUUUUGCUCCCGCUUCCCUGUGCUCUGUUUUGGUCGAUUUUGGUUUUUUGAAUGCGUUCCAUUGAAAAUCUGUACAGGGUGUGUAUUGGUUUCGUCUGACAUGUAACAGCGCAGACGAUUACCUCCAGUUUUUACCUGUAAAAUAAAAUAAUACUUGACAGUUUAUGUGAAUGCUGAGCGUUGCUGGUCGCCAGGUUGAGCAGGGUUUUGUGAUGGGAAUUUGCGAGUGUAU